Molecule: messenger RNA, 583 nt
Organism: Mycena citricolor
Lineage: Eukaryota; Fungi; Basidiomycota; Agaricomycetes; Agaricales; Mycenaceae
Source: the annotation of a GenBank genome assembly
GCACCAGUGCCUUUAGAGAGUCGAUGUACUCAUUGAAGCGUCCAACUCGAUAUCGGACUGCAUCCUCGGGAGACCACAUCGCUGUGUCGGGGUACACAGCCAGUUCGCACGUAUUCAUUGCUACCAAGCCGCAGGAGAAUGCAUCGACGUAUAUCUGAAUUCGGCAGGCAUUGAAUCGCCUACAGUCCGUUUCAUUUUGAAAUCAACGCACCCCGCAACCCAAUGCUCAUCGCUGACGUUGGUGAUGAAGAAGGGGGGCGGUUGCUCUUGAAUACCCGUCUCUUUUGCCCUCUACAAUCUGCUUUGCAAAGGACAUUGGCGCAACAAUCCAUCUGCUUGCGUUUCCGUCACCCGAAUCCACUCGCACUCGCAAACUCUCCAGCAUGAUCUCCAUGUUUGUUGUUCGCAGCCAAACUGAUGCAGUGAAUUCCGUUAGGUCAAUGGAUGUUGUUGUGCCACGCUGAUAGCUGAGCGGCACAUUCCAUCCAACCCAUGACAUUGAGCCAGUUACUCCCCCGCCUCCACUGUGUCUGGGCAUUGAGCACAUCCGCAAACCGCCUCCACACUGUCAAAGUGUACAACG